Molecule: messenger RNA, 1065 nt
Organism: Ichthyophthirius multifiliis
Lineage: Eukaryota; Ciliophora; Oligohymenophorea; Hymenostomatida
Product: pantothenate kinase, putative
Exons: 7
Biological process (GO): coenzyme A biosynthetic process
Cellular component (GO): cytosol; nucleus
Molecular function (GO): pantothenate kinase activity; ATP binding
Source: RefSeq, a predicted model, not a curated record
AUGAACACAAAUAAAUUAAAACGUUAAUAAUCAGCUUCAAUUGAAUAUUUAAUUCCAUAUGUAGGAAUUGAUAUAGGAGGAACUCUUGCGAAAUUAUGUUUUGCAUUAUAAAAAGGUUCCCCUGUAGAUUUUAAACAUAUAGAACAUUUAGCAAUUAGAUCUUAUAGUGAUUUUGAUGUCUUUUUUUAAACUUUUUAAACUAAUGAUGUUGAAUCAUUAAUAGAUUUUAUAGACUAAUUAAAUAUGAAUUUUAUUACUAAAAAAUUUUACAUAACAGGAGGUGGUGCACAUAAAUUCGAAGAAUUAUUUCAAAAAAGACUUAAAGUAGAAAUUAUAAAAGUCUAAGAAUUUGAAUCAUUAAGGAUGGGCUUUUUACUUUUAGAUUAAUUAACACCAAAUGAUACUGUUUUUACAUAUAGUAAAUAAAAAGGUCAAUAAUAUAUAGUUAAAAAUAAAAGUCUUUUCCCCUUUUUAUUAGUUAAUGUAGGAAGUGGGGUUAGUAUAAUUAAAUUUUUAGAUGAAGGGACUAUUUAAAGAGUUAAUGGAACAAGUAUUGGAGGAGGUUUUUUUUUAGGCUUAGCUCAUCUUUUGACAGGAGAAAAUAAUUUCAAUUCGUUACUUGAUAUUAGUAAUAAAGGAGAUAAUUAAAAUCUUGACUUAUAUGUAAGUGAUAUAUUUGGUUAAUCAAAUGCACCAAAGGAUAUUCAUGGAGAUGCUUUAUGUGUUUCAAUGGGUAAAAUGACUUAAAAAUUAAAAGAAGGUUAAGAUGUCAAUAAACAAGAUAUUGUUAAAAGCUUAUUAUUAAUGACUUCUUUUAAUUUGAGUUAAAUUGCAUUUAAUUAAGCGAAAUUAGAAGGGAUAUAAAAUAUUAUUUUUGCGGGUAAUUUUGUUAGAAAUCAUCCUGAUACAAUGGACUGUAUUGAUCAUGCUAUUGAUUAUUUUAAUUAAGCAUAAUCUAAAUAAAAUUAAAAUUAAGCAUUUUUUGUAAAACAUGAUGGCUUUAUUGGUGCUUUAGGCUCAUUUUAUGAUGCAUUCAAUAAAAAAGUACACGAGUCAAACGUUUGA